AUGUGCUUACUUGUUCCAUGGCAUGCCCUCAUAUUCACCACACUAAGGAAGCCAGACUGGAAGCCACUCGAGAAAGUUGCUGGCAGUACUAUGCAAGAUGCCAAGGACAAGCUGGUUGCAUAUGCACUGGCACCACAGUCAUUUAUUGAAGGCAUUCUCAGGAAAUAUAUUGAUUCCAUGCCAGAUGACUCAGAUGAUGAACUUGCUGCAAAGUCAUUGACAGGUGACCUUAGCAUCAUAGAGGACACUAUUGCUACAGUUGAGAAAAUUCACAGCAAGGCACUCAAAGGCCAAGUGGCCAUCUAUGAGAUGUGUGGUGUCUGUCCAGAAUGUGUACUUGACUGCAGAUUGUUACAAGAUAUCAUGCUGCUCAACUCCAAGCUCUUUUGGGAUUGCAGCCAUUCAUUCAGCUUUGAUUUUGGAUCCCCACCAGUGAGGUGCAGCAAUAACACUGAGGAAAUCAUUCAAGCCAGUGCAGGAACAAACCCAGCAGUCUUGGGAAUUGAUCCCUUCCUCCAGGGAUUGGGGGACAUCCAGUACAUGUACAUGAGAUCCACCAAUGAAUCGCUUCAGGGUGAUACUUGCUGCUUAAGAUCAGAUAAAAUUGGCAAAGCCUCAGACUCUUCUUCUCAAUCAGUGGUAGAGUUCAGCACCUCAGAAGAACACUGGGGCAUUCCAGAAAUCUGGAUCAGCAGCACUGUCAACUUGCAUGCUGGUAUCACCAGUGGAGAUAGUGGAACAUCCUGGGCUGUGUGGUGGUGA
This is a messenger RNA of Pisolithus orientalis, 762 nucleotides long. RefSeq lists its product as uncharacterized. The transcript has 9 exons. Bases 1 to 762 code for a protein of 253 amino acids. NCBI's taxonomy places the organism in Eukaryota, Fungi, Basidiomycota, Agaricomycetes, Boletales, Pisolithaceae. The record is from RefSeq and is a predicted model, not a curated record.